Messenger RNA from Strongylus vulgaris, 222 nucleotides. The record is from the annotation of a GenBank genome assembly. NCBI's taxonomy places the organism in Eukaryota, Metazoa, Nematoda, Chromadorea, Rhabditida, Strongylidae.
AUGACGUCACGACGUGUGAUCAGUCGCGAAUCGCGUCAAUGUUCGCAAAUACGACCGUUUCUCUACGUUGGAGGCCUCGGAUCCCUUUCUCCUCGAACGCUCUGUAAGCAUUUGGUUUGGUUAAAGGAAAUGGUCUUCGGUACGACCGAAAGAACAGCUGGUAAGAAGAAAUGCAAAAUUACAACAAUAAUAGCGAAAAAUAAUCUGAAUCAAAUAAAAUGA